Molecule: messenger RNA, 2645 nt
Organism: Ctenopharyngodon idella (grass carp)
Lineage: Eukaryota; Metazoa; Chordata; Actinopteri; Cypriniformes; Xenocyprididae
Gene: ckap4
Product: cytoskeleton associated protein 4
Exons: 2
Coding region: 279-1667 (462 amino acids)
Source: RefSeq, a predicted model, not a curated record
UCUGAAGAAGGGUGGAGCAAACGAGAGCACGACACGACAGCCUUCAUCAUCAUCAUCAUCAUCAUCAUCCUUCACAACUCCGCGCUCAUGCGCUAAAAGCGUUCGCGUCGCUCAAACAAUUUGAAAAAGUGUAAACGCAGAGACUGGGAGUUGAGCGAACUAAACUAGCGAGUGAAGGAAUGAGAGCAGAUAUAGAGCGAACUGAACGCGACGCUCGGUGACGGCACUGCACAACAGAACGCUGCUGGACGCGGAACGACAUCUGGACACACGGAACGAUGACCGUGAAAAACAGAAACAAGAACAACUCGAACUCCAACGACAAAACAGUCCCGAGUCAACAGCAAGAUGACACGGCGAAGAAAAGUCCUAAAGUCGCUAAAGCUGAAAACGCGGCGGUCUCGAGCCGCGGAUCCGGAUCAGGCGCGCUGAUAAAGUUCUUAUCCGCGUUAUUUUAUCUGGCGCUGGCGGCCGGAGCCGUGUUCGCGUCCCUGUACCUCCAUCAAGAGCUGUCGGACAUCAAACAUGCGAACUCCAGACAUGAAGAAUCAAUGAAGAAGUGCACGACAGCGGCGCGUGAGGUGGAACAUGCGCUCCAACAGAUCAGGUCCAUGAAGGCGUCUCUGGAGGGUUUGGAGAGCACGGUGGUCAGUGCCAGGACUGAUCUGGAAAGCACCAGCCGCGCGGUGCGAAAAGGAGAGGCCGACUCCCGGCGGAUGGAGGAUGCUCUCCAGAAACUCCAGAAUAAGCUCUUCCAGGACCUGGCGGAGGGCAUUCGGGAGGUGAAGGAUGCUCGGGAGAAGGACAUGUCCUCGCUGGAGGAGCAGCUGGCCCAGCUGAGCCGCUCCCUGUCGGAGAGCACGGUGGAGUUCGCAAAUGAACAGAGCCGGUAUAAGAGCGAUCUCCAUGAGCUCAAAGCUCGUCUGGAGGAGCAGGACGGGCCGGCGCUCCUCGUACAGGAGCUGGCAUCCAUCAGCAGCGCCGUGGCCAAUCUCAACACCGCCAACGAGGUGGCCGAGGGAAACAUGGCGGUGCUCCGGGAGCAGAUUGCAUCGGUGAGUGGUGAGCUGCAGACCAGAAACAGGGAGGUGGCGUCAGUGUCUGAGGAGGUGGGUGCCGUGAGGACGCUGGUGCAGAGCGCUGUGGGAGCCUUACGGGAGGAGGUGUCCGCAGCACGAGCCAGCGUCCAGACCACGUCAGACCAGCUUCAGAGCCUGAAUGACCAGCAGGACCAGUCCAGCGCGGCUCUCCAGAGCCUGGAGGCACAGCUGAGAGAGGAACUGCUCAAGCUGGAGAAACGGAAGGAUGACCUGGAGGUCCGACUGAAGGCCGCGGAGGAGAGCCAGGAGGUCUCGGCGUCCUCGCUGUCAGAGCAGACAAACAGACUGAAUGCUCUCGAGUCCAAGUAUGAAUCCCACGAGAACUCACUGUCCGGCUGCAGGACGGCAGCGGAGGCGCUGAGACACGAUCUGGAGGGGAUGAAGAGCCGUCUGGGAGAGCUGCAGACGAGAGUAGAUGCUCUAGACGAGACCCAGGAAACAGAGCAGGAACCAGAGCAGGAAACAGAGCAGGAACCAGAGCAGGAAAUGGAGCAGGAGCCAGAGCAGGAACUGGACGCUGUUCAAGAUGAAGAACCAGAAAGUCCUCCUGAACAGCUGGAUGAGUGAGACUGAGAUGAGCUACUGGAAGCAAAGCUGUAAUUCUGGAUGAUCAGGUGUUGUGGGUGGUAGAAAUGUGAACAAGAAGCUUUUUAUAGGAAUGAUGAAGGGGUAAACUGCUGUUUCUUCAAUCUAUGAAUACCUGCACUGUAUUUUUUACCAGCUCAGCUGUUUUCCAGGGUUACUGGAAGUCUCAGUAACAGUUCAGUCUCUGAAUGUAUUAGGAUGGUAGUUGUUUUCCAAUAAAAUGUUUAUUACCCUUUCAAACAAAUGUGUUAAUAUCUUUACCUGAUCAAAUGAUCUAUAUUAUACCCAAAAAUACAUAAAAUGGCACUGUUAAUAUGACAUAACAUGAGAACAUUUUACACAUUUCAGUCUAUUAAUUUACAAAGACAUUUUCCAUAUAAUUUUGUUUAUUCACCAUUAGGUGGCCUCAAGCAUUAAACAAGCAUUAAAAUCAGCUAAAACAAUUAAAAUCAAGAUAUUUCAUGUAAUAAUUCAUCCAGUUUUUUGUCUUUGAGGAAUCAGUGUUCCCAUGAUCUUGAAAAUCUGAAUACUAAUUAAUCAUACCUAAAAGUGUGAUUUCUUGACCUGGAAAAGUCAUGUAAAUUAAUCAUAUAUUAACUCCAUGGGCAUUUAUUUCUUUUGAUGAAUGUACAUUUUUGUAGUUAUUCCAAGUGUAAAUUGUGUUGUGCUUGUCAUUAAUCCAGUAGAUCAUGAACAUGUGGAAGAGUCAUGUAACUUCACUGGUUCAAAAGAGUGGAAGCCUGAAGAACAUUCAGCUACUCCUGCACAGAAACUAGGAGUGUCCAGUAUUGUUGUGGAUAAUGGGGUUUGUCAAAAGGGGGUUGGCCUUGGAGCCAAAAAGGUUGAGAAGCACCGACUUAAUCCAUUCAGUCAUUAAAGAUUCUUGAUCUUAAAAGAGAUGCAUAGUUUUAAAUCAAGACAGCACAAGCACACUUCAAUCAUAUCAUUUUUUUUUUUUUU